AGAAGGAGGAGAAGGUGGAGGAAAACCAGGGAGGAGAGGCAAAGAGGGUGGAGGUGAAAGAGGAGCAAGAUGCCAAGGGGAAGAGGGUGGAGAACAAGCAGCACCAGGUGGUGGAGGACACAUUUCACCAGGGCAAAGAUGUGAGUACAUUUUCCCAAGGUCUGUCUCUCCAGGAACAGUCACCACUGGAACGGUCUCCCCAGGAGCACCUUUGUUACAAUCAGCCUCAGCAGGAUCAGUCUACCCUGACACAGUCACACCGGAAACAACUACCUAAGGAGCAGCCUCACCAGGAACAGUCACCAAAGGAACAGCAUCACCAGGAACAGUCAGCAAUGGAACAGGCUCCACAGGAACAGCCACUGAAGGAAGAAGCUCCACAGGAACAGCUGUCAAAGCAACAGCCUCACCAGGAACAGCCACCAAAAGAACAGCCUCGCCAGGAUCAAUCUGACCAGGCUCAGUCCUUCCAGGGUGACGUGAAGGACAAGGGUAGGCUCACGGUUCUGACUUGGAACAUCGACGGGCUGGACCCAGAGGAUAUCUUGGAGCGUCUCAAGGAACUUAUCUCCACCCUGCAAAAGUACUGUCCAGAUGUCAUACUGUUGCAAGAACUUAUCCCACCGAUUGUACCAACCUUGCUGAAGUGCUUGAAGACAUAUGACUUUCUCAGAGGGAAAGAAAGUGGUUACUUCACUGGCAUAAUGCUGAGAAAGUCACGGGUGCAGCUCCUGCAGAAAGACAUAGUGAAUUAUCCCACCACCGAAAUGGGCAGGAACCUGCUAAUGGCACAGGUCAAAUUCUUCGACCACAAUCUGUGCGUGAUGACGUCGCACCUGGAGAGCUGCAAGGAGAGCUCGCAGGAGCGCCUCAACCAGCUGAGAAGGGUGUGGAAGAGGAUGAGGGAGGCCGACGAAAGCCUCACUGUCAUAUUCGGCGGGGACACCAACCUGAGGGACUGGGAGGUGAAAAAGCUGGGAGGUCUGCCUGAGGGCAUCUCUGAUGUCUGGGAGCUUCUGGGCCAGCCGGAGGACUGCAGGUACACCUGGGACACCACCACCAACAACAACAAGGACCUGCCGUUCCCUGCGCGGCUGCGGUUCGACCGCGUUUUCAUCCGGGCUGCCAAGGAGGGAGCGCAGGUGGUCCCCGAGACCAUGGUGCUGGUGGGGCAGGAGCGGCUGAGCUGCGGGAGAUUCACCAGCGAUCACUGGGCAAUCCUCUGCACCUUCUCCAUCACGGAGGGACACGACGGGCCUCCCCAAAACAGCUCUUAACAGAUAGAAAUUUUUAAAAAAACACCUGGUAGAUUUUUCUCUAUGUAAUGGCCUGCAAUGGCACAGUUAGAGGACACACCACUACUAUAAUCCUAAAUUUCAGAUACAGUAUUUUAAGCAAAGCUUCAGUUUGAGAUGCAGUGGCUCUCAUUCUUUGUCUCAACUUAUUGUUGUAUUGUUGUGCAUGU
Messenger RNA from Megalops cyprinoides (Indo-Pacific tarpon), 1465 nucleotides. RefSeq names its product tyrosyl-DNA phosphodiesterase 2 (gene tdp2a). Gene Ontology annotation, molecular function: single-stranded DNA binding; 5'-tyrosyl-DNA phosphodiesterase activity. The transcript is spliced from 5 exons. Gene Ontology annotation, biological process: double-strand break repair. Gene Ontology annotation, cellular component: cytoplasm; PML body. NCBI's taxonomy places the organism in Eukaryota, Metazoa, Chordata, Actinopteri, Elopiformes, Megalopidae. Bases 336 to 1277 code for a protein of 313 amino acids. The record is from RefSeq and is a predicted model, not a curated record.